AUGCAAUUAACACGUGUGCGAACACAACAGUUACACGAAUACAAAGUUCUUGUGGACUUUAUUAAAAUAACCAACAUGGGAUCAGUAAACAAAUGGCGGACACUAUUAGCCAUGCAAUCAAUGGACAGUCGCCUACCGGUGCUGAACGGGUUCAGAGCCGAGUCAACUAAACAGCCGAUAGUAAUCGACGACACGGGGCUCACAGUCAUACCCGAUAAGACAGUUAUAACACUACGAUUAUUUGGCAACCAUUUAAUGGCCAAACCUGCUGGCACCGGGAAGUUAAUGAUAGGGUUUACCGCCCUUAAGGGCCAGACGGGCGACCCAUGCGAUCCAUACAACGAGUUUGCUGUCCAUAAAGUGGUCGAUGAUAGUCAAGCACUGGUCCGUAUCAGCCUAUCCGAGACCAUUAGGGAUGACCCGUACUAUCUGUGUUACGGUACGGCACAGGCGGCCACCGGUGUAGCUAUCGAUGGCCCGCAACAGAGCACCCGUAGUCUCAAACAGUUACUGGGGUUAACACAAGUGCCGGCCGUUAAGUAUACCUAUCUGUCAGACAGCGAUGCCUUGAAGUUGAGAGUAAUUGGCCGGUCGUUGGCGGCCGGGUAUGGAGCCAGUGAUGGUCACCGGGACGCCAAUGUGAAAAUGAAGCUAGCUCAGAUUUUGGAUGAGGUCAACAAAAUACAUAGACUCACUGAUGAGAUGCAAGAUUGGCGCAAAUAA
Molecule: messenger RNA, 723 nt
Organism: Medioppia subpectinata
Lineage: Eukaryota; Metazoa; Arthropoda; Arachnida; Sarcoptiformes; Oppiidae
Source: the annotation of a GenBank genome assembly